AUGGCGGGUGCAGUAGAAGGAGAAGUAUUCAUCGGACGAAAAGCUCAAGAAUUACGAGGACUUCUCAAAAUAAGAUACCCGAUCGAACAUGGUAUUGUGUCCGAUUGGGAUGACAUGGAGCGUAUAUGGAAAUAUAUUUACGAAGAAGAAUUAAAAACGGCAUCGGAAGAACAUCCAGUGCUCCUGACAGAGGCGCCCCUUAAUCCCAGAAAAAAUCGAGAGGAUGCUGCUCAAAUGUUCUUCGAGACGUUUAACGUUCCGGCCUUGUUCACAUCAAUUCAGGCUGUCUUGAGUCUUUAUUCAUCUGGUCGAACUACCGGUAUUGUCCUUGAUUCGGGCGACGGAGUGACUCACGCCGUUCCUGUUUACGAAGGAUUCGCGCUUCCGCACGCAAUCAGGAGAGUGGACAUUGCCGGCAGGAAAGUGCUAGAAAAGACUUUAACACCAAUGCAACGAGAUGUAACGGAAUAUUUGCAGUUACUUCUACGCAAAGCGGGUUAUAACUUCCACACUACAGCCGAAAAGGAAGUUGUUCGUCUUAUCAAAGAAAAGACCUGCUACGUUGCAGUCAAUCCGAUGAAAGAAGAGAAAGAGGUGAACGGAAAAUAUGAUGAUUUCACUUUACCCGACGGCAAUGUUGUCAAGUUGGGUACCGAAAGAUUCAAGGCGCCGGAGAUCUUGUUUAAUCCCGAAUUAAUUGGACAAGAAUACGCUGGCAUCCACCAGGUGGUGGUUGACUCCAUCAAUAGGGCCGAUCUCGACUUAAGAAAGGCGUUGUACGCCAACAUUGUUUUAUCAGGCGGUUCAACACUUUACCGAGAAUUCGGAGCAAGGUUGCUAAAUGAAAUAAAAAAAUUGGCGACAAAGAAUGAUAUAAAGAUCAAAAUCUACGCACCACCGGAAAGAAAGUACAGUACUUGGAUUGGCGGAUCCAUAUUGGCCGCAUUGAGUACAUUCAAAAAGAUGUGGGUUUCGGCCGAAGAAUAUCAAGAGGAUCAAGAUAUCAUUCAUAAGAAAAGUUCACAUUUUCUCAUAAUUAGCGGUUAA
Messenger RNA from Acaulospora colombiana, 1047 nucleotides. The record is from the annotation of a GenBank genome assembly. Lineage: Eukaryota; Fungi; Glomeromycota; Glomeromycetes; Diversisporales; Acaulosporaceae.